Messenger RNA from Cynoglossus semilaevis (tongue sole), 1841 nucleotides. It is a transcript of the gene mfng, whose product is annotated as MFNG O-fucosylpeptide 3-beta-N-acetylglucosaminyltransferase. Gene Ontology annotation, molecular function: glycosyltransferase activity. The record is from RefSeq and is a predicted model, not a curated record. The transcript has 8 exons. Gene Ontology annotation, cellular component: membrane. The coding region runs from base 263 to 1339 and encodes 358 amino acids. NCBI's taxonomy places the organism in Eukaryota, Metazoa, Chordata, Actinopteri, Pleuronectiformes, Cynoglossidae.
UUCUGCAGCAGCGAUAAUCAGAGUGGGCAGAGCUGCGCCUGCGACAUCCGGUGACUUUUACGCACAAAGUCAGAGACAGAAACAGCCGCGCUGACAGGUGACAUUUAACACACUGGAUACGACAUGUAAAUACGAUGGAAGUUGACGUCAGGUUUGAGACGGAAGACUUUAUUUAGGAAGUGAAAUUAGACCUAAAUGAGGAACAUGAAGGAGAACGAGAACAUGGUUCUAAAAGUCGACGUGAGCACGAACUGAGGUUACAAUGCAGGCGAAAUGGAUACGACGCAGGCUGCCGGUCUUCAUUCUCACUUUCUUCCUAAUUCUCUUUGUGGAUUUCCAACUGCGCGCCAACAACCGACCCAAACUCAGUGCGCUCCGGGCUCCGUUACCCGCUGCGGCGCUCCAUCUCCGCGACAACCGGCAGAGUCCCACCCGGGCCGGCGGCGCACCGGAGCCGCUGCCGGACAGCAGCAUCCAGAGCAGCCGUGACACCCGUGGGUCAAACGGACACCCGGUGACCCGACAGAGGCUGAGGCUGAGGCUGAGGCGGGAGGACACUUAUAUCGCCGUGAAAACCACCGGCAAGUUCCACAAGACGCGACUUGCGCUCCUUCUACAGACGUGGAUCUCCAGAACCAAAGAGCACACUUUCAUCUUCACUGAUAUGAAGGAUGAAGACUUGAGUUCACAAGGCUACAACACGGUGGUGACGGGUUGCCAGUCCGAUCACAGCCAGCAGGCUCUGUCCUGCAAGAUGUCUGCAGAGUACGACGGCUUCAUGGCCUCAGACAAGAGUUGGUUUUGUCACGUGGACGACGAUAACUACGUGAACCCCGAGGCCUUACUCUCCGUGCUCUCAGCCUUCCCCCAGGGAGAAGACAUCUACGUGGGUAAACCAAGUCUGGACAGACCAAUCACAGGUCACGAACUUCUGGACAACAAUACAACGAGGGAGGUCCACUUCUGGUUCGCCACAGGAGGAGCAGGUUUCUGUCUGAGUCGACCACUGGCGGAAAAAAUGUCUCCAUGGGCCAGCGGCACCAGGUUUGAGCAGACGUCAGCCAUCAUCCGUCUCCCCGAUGACUGCACGGUGGGCUUUAUCGUGGAGAAGAGGCUGGGCAUCUCCAUGGUCCACUGUCCGUUGUUCCACUCCCACCUGGAGAACCUGCUGCUCAUUAAUCACAGAAGCAUCCCGUAUCAGUUGACACUGAGCUACGGUAUGUUCGAGAACAAGAUGAACAGCAUCGAGGUGAAAGGAAGCUUCUCUAAAGAGGACGACCCCUCCAGGUUUAAGACCGUCCACUGCCUGUUGUAUCCCUUCACCAGCUGGUGUCCGUGAGCCACUCCACUCCGACACAGUACGACUGCUGGACCCUGGGCUGGAUGAAGUACUUCCAGUCAAAGAAUUCAGGGUAUUUCAAUGACAAAAAAAAAUACUUCAACUGUGUUUGGACCAGACGAGGAAACACGAUGUACGGAACACACAUUUGGAAAACUUGGAAUUUGGAAAAUUCCAAAACAACACAGCGUUACUGUCUUCUUCAACAGAGCGGCCAAGACCUCGUGGAUCAUCUGUCUUAGUCGGACUAACUUCUCAAUUAUAAAUAGAGCAGUGAUAGUUUUAAUUAUAUCCCUGAGUCGGCGCGUCUGUCGCUCAUUCAUUUAAAGUCGACAUCAGUGAGUUGACCUUGUGUAUAAAAACUGUUGACCUUGAAGGUCAGAAAGAGAAAAGACUGAAGUUUGAAUGAUUUAAAUUUCCUCCAUCAACGAGGCACUUAAGAUGAAAAUCUUUGGGUUUGGGGAAAAAAAAAUAAAAGAACUUUUUUGGAAUUUAACACAAA